Messenger RNA from Salvelinus fontinalis (brook trout), 1804 nucleotides. Its product is annotated as BTB/POZ domain-containing protein KCTD12-like. The coding region runs from base 114 to 950 and encodes 278 amino acids. Gene Ontology annotation, biological process: regulation of G protein-coupled receptor signaling pathway; protein homooligomerization. The record is from RefSeq and is a predicted model, not a curated record. The transcript has a single exon. Gene Ontology annotation, cellular component: postsynaptic membrane; presynaptic membrane. Lineage: Eukaryota; Metazoa; Chordata; Actinopteri; Salmoniformes; Salmonidae.
AACUCCAGCCAUAUAAACAAAACCGUUACAUUUGUACCGUUGUUAUUUUUUGUCCGUUUCCUGGAUUCUCCAAGUCCGUUGGAGUUCAACCCUGGCGCGCAGGAGAGAGAGAAAUGGCACACAGUGAGAACCAACAGUCGUCCUUUUCUGAUAUAAUAGAAUUAAACGUCGGCGGGCAAUUGUAUGUAAGUCGACAUGCAACUUUAGUCUCCGUCCCAAACUCUCUCCUGUGGACUAUGUUCAUACAGAAGAGCCCUACAGAACUACCGAAAGACAGAAAAGGACGCUACUUCUUUGACCGGGACGGAUUUCUGUUCAGGUAUAUUCUGGAUUAUCUGCGGGAAAGGGACAUCGUUCUACCGGACUUCUUUAAGGAGCGGGGUCGGUUACAGAAGGAGGCAGAGUUCUUCCAGCUGCACGAGCUCUCACAGCGUCUGAGACCCGCGGUGAGUAAAGACAACUCUCUCGGGGACGAGCUGGGCGCCCACGGGGACCCGGAAGAGGCUUCGCUCGCGUGCGCUCUGGGUAGAAGCAGCAUCACCACGACCGCGGUGAGCAGCCCGACUCCGAGCCUUCGCUCCCCGUUCCAGAAGUUUGGCUUUAUUACCAUUGGUUACCGGGGCUCCUACACCAUCGGGAGGGAUAUUCAAUCGGACGCCAAGUUCAGGCGAGUGGCUAGAAUAACGGUUUGCGGAAAGACGUCCCUGGCCAAAGAAGUUUUCGGAGAGACUCUGAACGAGAGCAGAGACCCGGACAAACCCCCUGAGAGGUACACCUCCCGGUACUAUCUAAAGUAUAACUUUCUCGAGCAGGCGUUCGACAGGCUCGCGGAGGUCGGGUUCCGCAUGGUGGCUUGCAGCUCUACGGGCACGUGCGCGUACGCGAGCAGCGACCCGAACGAGGACAAAAUCUGGACCAGCUACACGGAAUACGUGUUCUCCCGGGACUGACCAACCCGUUACCGGCCGUUAGGUAGCUUUACCUGAGGGUACUGGGACAGUGACGUCACGUGACGCUCACCUGUACGCGUAGAGAGACUACCUGCAGAAAUGCGACAACUCCACCUAUCUUCUUUAUAUGUCCCGUCUGAUUGUGGGAAAGGUUAAAGGUUACUGAGGAUUAUUCUGAAAGUAUGGACAUAUUGGUUGUUGUUUUGCCUGUAUAAGUCUAAUGGAGGUAUGUUUCAUGUUGCAGACCAGUCUAUAUUAUACAGUUAUAGGACUGGUAUGUUUCACUUUGCAGACCAGUCUAUAUUAUACAGUUAUAGGACUGGUAUGUUUCAUGUUGCAGAACAGUCUAUAUUAUACAGUUAUAGGACUGGUAUGUUUCAUGUUGCAGAACAGUCUAUAUUAUACAGUUAUAGGACUGGUAUGUUUCAUGUUGCAGAACAGUCUAUAUUAUACAGUUAUAGGACUGGUAUGUUUCAUGUUGCAGACCAGUCUAUAUUAUACAGUUAUAGGACUGGUAUGUUUCAUGUUGCAGAACAGUCUAUAUUAUACAGUUAUAGGACUGGUAUGUUUCAUGUUGCAGAACAGUCUAUAUUAUACAGUUAUAGGACUGGUAUGUUUCAUGUUGCAGACCAGUCUAUAUUAUACAGUUAUAGGACUGGUAUGUUUCAUGUUGCAGAACAGUCUAUAUUAUACAGUUAUAGGACUGGUAUGUUUCAUGUUGCAGACCAGUCUAUAUUAUACAGUUAUAGGACUGGUAUGUUUCAUGAUGCAGACCAGUCUAUAUUAUACAGUUAUAGGACUGGUAUGACAGGAGAAAGCUGUUCUCAAUGUUUUUCUACUAACAUGCCGAUACA